Messenger RNA from Hyaloperonospora brassicae, 1152 nucleotides. NCBI's taxonomy places the organism in Eukaryota, Oomycota, Peronosporomycetes, Peronosporales, Peronosporaceae. The record is from the annotation of a GenBank genome assembly.
AUGAACUGCUUUCGUCCUACACCCAGCCCACUGGGCGACAACCUCGUGGGUCUCGUGCAUCCCCGUGCCCCUGCAGGCCGCCUGUGCACUGGAGUUGUAGACAUGACGACAUCAAGUCUAUACUACCCGUUGCCACACACCGAUAACUAUUCGCCCAUUUCGUAUGUCGACGACUUCGGAGCCAAAAGGGAAGCGUCUCGUGCACUGCUCUAUCUCACGAGCACGAAAACCGACGGACUGACGCAGUUACGCUUCGCCAGAAAGCCGUCUCCAACGUCAAGCGCAGUCGCAGACAAAAGCUUGGACCAAGACACGGACCCUUACCACCGCAAACGCGCUGAGGUGCACGAAGCCCGUCGACGGGAGCAAUGUCGAGCAAACCAAGCUCGCUACCGUGACAAGCAGAGACACGCCCAGCUGGCGCUCGAGACGAGUGUUGGGCAACUGAACCAGGAGCUCGUCACUUUGAAGCGAAAGUUUCGCGACGUGUCGUCUCGCAAGAGGAGUAACCAGACUCCGUGGUCGAUCACGGUCGAGGUCUUUCGACUGAUCGAAGCUAGUUUCUGCUCGCCAUGGCGGAUGACCAGCACUCAAGAGAUGAAAAGACACGCAGAGACGCGGUACACCAUGACGGUGUUGGAGCAAGCGUUUGCACACGACGCGGCCAUGGGGGACUUGCAAGGGGUCGACACGUUGCUCGAGCAGCUCCGAUUGUACUCGCAGUACUUUGGCACGCCAAGUCUGCAGCUGCAACGGAUCGAAUCCGUGACUCCUAUUGUACUGGCUGCUCAAGCGACACUCAGCAUGACAGUGACUGAGUUCACGUUACGCCACAUGUUCCCGCACGUGAUGGACCUGUCGAGUCAAGACCACGGAAAAGACGGUGACGAGCUGCUGUACCAGCGUCUUUUGGACCAGCGUCUCGAAUGUAACUGCUCGAUGACGUUCUUCUUCGACGAGGACCGUGACCGCGUAGUGCGAGUAUCAAUCGAUAUCGAGUUGAUACCGGCGCUGCUUCGUGUGUUGGGAAGCCUCUCGGACGUGGCUGAAGUGCUUGAGCAUGCGAAGAUUUCGCUGGAAAGCGUCGUCGGCGAUGUCGACGGUGACAGUGCAGCAAGCGAAACCCGCUCGCACACCUGGUCCGUAUCAUAG